Lecanosticta acicola is the source of this 1504-nucleotide messenger RNA. NCBI's taxonomy places the organism in Eukaryota, Fungi, Ascomycota, Dothideomycetes, Mycosphaerellales, Mycosphaerellaceae. The record is from the annotation of a GenBank genome assembly.
AUGGUAUCUGGCUGGGCGUCACCAGAAGCUACACUUGGCGUUUGUUGGUCCUUCACUUCCAUUGCGCUUAUCAGCGUCGGCCUACGCCUUUACACAAGGAUCGCCAUCAUUCGACAGCCAGGAUGGGAUGAUCUCGCAGUCACGAUAGCCAUGGCGUUUACUGUGGUGGACGCGGUGACGCAAUGUUUCAAAAUCCACUGGGGCCUCACGAGGAGCGUCAAAGAAUUGACGGAGUACCAGUUCACACGGAUGGAGAAGAGCCAAUGGGUCGCGGCAUGGAACUAUUUCUUCGCCUUGGGCUUUGCGAAGCUGAGCAUUGUACUUCAGUGUCUGCGCAUAGUGAGUUCAUGUGCGAGCAUUCUGCUGGCGAAGAAGUCAACACUGACGGGUCGUACAGUUUGGACACAUUCCAAGCUUCAAACGAUGGGCCAGUAUCUUAUUCAGCGUGCUAGUUGUAAGUCCUUGAAAGAUCCAAUCCCUGAGAAACCUUCGAUAUAUUGAACGUCUGUCCUGUUGCAGGUUUUUACGCUCUGGUCAGGCUUCCAGUCAAUGUUUGUCUGCUGGCCGGUGGCGAAGUACUGGGACAAAACAAUUCCAGGCAAAUGCCUUCCAAGACUCCAAAUCUGGUAUCCUCAUCAAACAACUCCGGUGGAGAGAGAAGCGCUGAUGACUUGGGCGAUAGGUUCUUCAACUCCGCGUUCAACAUCGUGACCGACUUUGCAACUGCUGUCCUUCCAAUCCCAGUCAUCAGAGGGUCAGUCUAUCCAGCAAGCCAUCUUCACAUCUGUUGAAUUUAACAGAUUCAUUCUCCUCUAGCCUCCAAAUGCCAAAACGAGAAAAACGGGCCCUCAUGAUCGUCCUCGCCCUCGGCGGUAGCGUCUGCAUCGUGACCAUCAUCCGUCUCUACUCCCUCGUCGCCCUCGUCAACACGAAAGAUCCCAGCCGCGACCUCACCCAAGGAGGAAUCUACUCACUCGUCGAAGCGGCCUGCGCCAUCUUCGUCUCCUGCCUCCCGACCCUCAAAGGCCUCCUGACCCGCUACUUCCCCGCCGUCUUCGCCUCCAAAGACGACUCCCGCGACCAAGUCCUCUCCACCCCGUCCAUCGAACUCUCGGGCAGCGGGAUCAAAAACCACACCACCGUCACCGUGCAUUCCCAGGGAAGCAUCGGACGGGAUCGUGCUCCGGGAUGGAUUGCGAGGAAAUUCGGGGGUCCGGCGGCGGCGGCGGCCGCCGCGGCGAGGAUGGAAAUGGACAAUGAGAGUGGCGAGACGUGUUCUACCAAUGUGGAACAUAAGGGCAUUCAGACGGAUGGAUAUCAUCAUCAUCAUCAUCAUCAUCAUCACCAUCACCUUCAUGGGAAUGGAAAGGAUAUCGAAGUCGUCACUACCGUUGAGCAGGUUGAACGGCGACGCGGGGAGGGGGAGCAGAGGAAAGGGAAUGGGACUGGGAAUGGGAAUAGUGAGGAACAUUUGGUUCCUCCGAGGCCUUAUGAAAGGCCCUGA